AUGUCUCGGUCGUUCUUAGUCGACGCUCUGAUCAGUGAUACGAAAGAUUGCAAGAAAAAUGAACUGUCUAGUGAGCCUAUACAUCCUUACGCGUUGAUCGGACACCACUUGGAUCCGCGUUCGAAGUACUUACCUUACCCUUACCCGGGGAACUUAAACAAUCUCCUGAACAUCGGCCUGCAGCAACAGCGGGCUCCGGAUUUAUUUAGACCAUUUUUGGAGCAGUUGAAUUUCCGCUAUCCUUUACUGCAUCAGCUGCCUCGCCCUGAUUUCUACGAAGCUCAAGCUGAACCUAAACCUUUUGAAGGAUACCUGAAAACUGAAGAACAAGAGCCUGUGAACUUUGUGAAUAGGCGAAAGAAGUCUGUAUCUCCGUAUCUUCACCAUCCUUAUAAAGUGACUACAUCUCCUUCCAAGAGUCAAGGACAGCGGUCACCUUCGUUAUCCAGUGAAAGCCGGAAUGGUACUCCAAGCCCACCACUGGGUCACCCAGAGGAACUUCUGCCAGGAUACUCGAAGGAUUUAAAACGUGUACCACUAAAGGAAGACUCCAGCAAGCGCAUCAGGACAGCCUUCACGGGCACCCAACUCCUGGAAUUAGAAAGAGAAUUCUCAAUGAAUAUGUAUCUAUCAAGAUUGAGGAGAAUAGAAAUUGCUUCCCGUUUGAAACUGUCUGAGAAACAAGUGAAGAUCUGGUUCCAGAACCGCCGCGUUAAGCUAAAGAAGGAGGAAUCCCCUGUGUCUUCCGAUCCUCGUGCUAAGAAGUGCUGCUGUGCUAAGAGUACCUGCUCCUCAAAAGACCAGGAAGCUUGCGAUCAGGAACAAAUAGACGUGGUUAGUGAUCAUGACAAUAGUUACGAAGCUCAAAACCUUUCUCAGUAUUCUUGA
Messenger RNA from Helicoverpa zea (corn earworm), 888 nucleotides. RefSeq names its product GS homeobox 1-like. The coding region runs from base 1 to 888 and encodes 295 amino acids. The transcript has a single exon. Gene Ontology annotation, cellular component: nucleus. Gene Ontology annotation, biological process: regulation of DNA-templated transcription. Gene Ontology annotation, molecular function: sequence-specific double-stranded DNA binding; DNA-binding transcription factor activity, RNA polymerase II-specific. The record is from RefSeq and is a predicted model, not a curated record. Lineage: Eukaryota; Metazoa; Arthropoda; Insecta; Lepidoptera; Noctuidae.